Rubroshorea leprosula is the source of this 1053-nucleotide messenger RNA. NCBI's taxonomy places the organism in Eukaryota, Viridiplantae, Streptophyta, Magnoliopsida, Malvales, Dipterocarpaceae. The record is from the annotation of a GenBank genome assembly.
ACCGCCUCUCUGCCUAUAAAGAUCCUCUUUUUCUUCAAUUCAUCCAAAAAAAAACCCAUCUUUUUGUUCGAGUCCUAAGCAAAUCCCCUUUCAUUUCUCUCUGAAUUUCUUUGGUUUUUCAAGUCCUUUGUUGGGUGCUUUGAAAUCCUAACAUACAAAUGGCUUCCCAAUCCAGUAAGGGAUCAAUCUACGACUUCACUGUUAAGGAUGCUAGAGGGAAUGACGUUGAACUCAGCAACUACAAGGGAAAGGUUCUUUUGAUUGUUAAUGUUGCCUCACAAUGUGGCCUCACCAAUUCUAACUACACUGAGCUGAACAAAUUGUAUGAGAAUUACAAGGGCAAAGAUUUUGAGAUUCUGGCAUUUCCAUGCAAUCAGUUUGGAGGUCAGGAGCCAGGGAACAAUGAACAGAUAUUGGAGUUCGCUUGCACUCGCUUCAAGGCUGAGUUUCCAAUAUUUGAUAAGGUUGAUGUGAAUGGUGAGAAUACUGCUCCAGUUUACAAAUUCUUAAAAUCAAGCAAGGGUGGACUUUUUGGGGACAGCAUCAAGUGGAAUUUCUCCAAGUUCCUGAUUGAUAAGGAAGGCAACGUUGUCCACCGUUAUGCUCCCACAACUUCUCCCCUUAGCAUUGAGAAGGAUGUAAAGAAACUGUUAGGUAUUGCUUGAGCUUGCUCGUCAACUUGCCGGAAAAUAAAGCCGACAUAACCAUUAGUGCGGCAGUGCCAUGGGGACAGUUCUAUGAUUUUAUUUCCUUAGUUAUGGUCAGAUGGGAGUUUGUAAGUUUUACUUUAAUAAUGUAACUAUAGAUUCAAAUUAUGCUCAGAUCAUUUUCUAUCAUGUAUGCUAGUUACUAGUGCACUCCACCACCACAUAAAUGCAGCUCUUACCCUGCAUAGGUUGAUCAUGACAUGCAACAUUUUAUCUUAGACCAUGUGGUGAUCUGGUAAUAGAAUUACUUAUGUUCUUAACCUACAUCUAAACUUCAAUCUCUAGUCUCAUGUAAAAAACAAAAUGACAAUGCAAUAUUUACUUUGAAAAAAUCUCCUAGCUUUUG